This is a messenger RNA of Fulmarus glacialis (Northern fulmar), 4125 nucleotides long. It is a transcript of the gene NUP155, whose product is annotated as nucleoporin 155kDa. Gene Ontology annotation, cellular component: nuclear pore; nuclear pore inner ring. The transcript is spliced from 35 exons. Gene Ontology annotation, molecular function: structural constituent of nuclear pore. The record is from RefSeq and is a predicted model, not a curated record. Gene Ontology annotation, biological process: transcription-dependent tethering of RNA polymerase II gene DNA at nuclear periphery; protein import into nucleus; protein localization to nuclear inner membrane. Lineage: Eukaryota; Metazoa; Chordata; Aves; Procellariiformes; Procellariidae.
ACUGUUUCUGGUAUGUCAGAUAUGGAUUAUCCUUUGCAAGGACCAGGUUUGCUGUCAAUACCUAAUCUUCCAGAGAUCAGCUCCGUCCGCAGAGUCCCACUUCCCCCAGAGCUAGUGGAACAGUUUGGACAUAUGCAGUGCAAUUGUAUGAUGGGAGUAUUUCCAGAAAUCAGCAGAGCUUGGCUCACCAUCGACAGUGACAUUUUUAUGUGGAACUAUGAAGAUGGGGGAGAUCUGGCUUAUUUUGAUGGUCUUAGUGAAACUAUUCUUGCAGUGGGUCUUGUAAAGCCAAAGGGAGGUAUCUUCCAGCCUCAUGUACGACACUUACUUGUUUUGGCUACCCCCGUGGAUAUUGUGAUUUUAGGGCUCAGUUGUGCUAAUAUACAAGCAGGUACUGGAUCGCUCAAUGACAGUAUGUCUGGCGGAAUGCAGCUGCUACCAGACCCUCUCUAUUCGCUGCCUACUGACAAUACUUACAUUCUGGCAAUAACAUCCACUGAUAACGGGCGUAUCUUUUUGGCUGGAAAAGAUGGCUGCUUAUAUGAAGUAGCAUACCAGGCUGAAGCAGGCUGGUUUAGCCAGCGCUGUAGAAAAAUUAAUCACUCAAAGAGCGCACUGUCUUUCCUUAUUCCUUCAUUGCUACAGUUCACAUUCUCAGAGGAUGAUCCUGUAGUUCAAAUCGCCAUUGACAACUCUCGAAAUAUCUUACACACCCGCUCAGAAAAAGGAGUGCUGCAAGUUUACGAUUUGGGACAAGAUGGUCAAGGAAUGACCAGGAUUACUUCUCUUUCACAAAAUGCUAUAGUUUCUGCUGCUGGGAGCAUUGCGAGAACAAUAGAUCGUUCUGUAUUUAAGCCUAUUGUUCAAAUAGCAGUAAUUGAAAAUUCUGAAUCCAUAGACUGUCAACUACUAGCAAUCACACAUGCAGGUGUCCGACUGUAUUUUAGUACUUCACAAUUUAAGCAUCCAACAGCUCGUCCCUCCAUGUUAACCUUGGUUCAUGUCCGUUUGCCGCCUGGAUUUUCAGCUUCUUCUAAUGUGGAGAAGCCUGCAAAGGUUCACAGAGCUCUUUAUAGCAAAGGGGUCCUGCUGAUGGCAGCUUCAGAAAAUGAGGAUAAUGACAUCCUGUGGUGUAUCAAUCAUGAUUCUUUCCCUUUUCAAAAGCCAAUGAUGGAAACACAGAUGACCACCCGUGUUGAUGGACAUUCCUGGGCUCUUUCUGCUAUCGAUGAAUUUAAAGUUCAGAAGAUUGUAACACCACUAAAUAAAGACAUUAUUCCAAUAACUGAUUCACCUGUUGUUGUGCAGCAACACAUGCUGCCACCUAAGAAGUUUGUUCUACUUUCAGCCCAGGGGAGCUUUAUGUUUCAUAAACUCAGACCUGUCGAUCAGCUGCGGCAUCUGCUUGUUAGCAAUAUAGGUGGAGAUGGAGAAGAGAUUGAAAGAUUUUUCAAGUUGCAUCAGGAGGAUCAGGCCUGUGCCACUUGCCUUAUCUUGGCCUGUUCUAAUGCUGCAUGUGAUAGAGAAGUAUCUGCCUGGGCUACUCGAGCAUUUUUCAGGUAUGGUGGAGAAGCACAAAUGAGAUUUCCGUCAGCUCUGCCUCCUCCAAGCAAUGUUGGACCUAUUUUGGGUUCUCCUAUUCCUGAACUUGUUAAUUUCCAAGAUUCUUAUCUGACAUGUGGCAUUCAAUUUUACAUGUCAGACUUGGGAAAAAACUUGAUUGCCUGGAAUGCAAAGAAAUUCCAUUUCAGUUCCCCCUUGACUAUUGAUGGUCCAUAUCCUAAUCUUAGUUUUUUGACACCACCUGGACAAGGUCUACAACCUCCUAGUAUGUCAACUCCCAUGUUUCCUCCUGGGAAUUCCAUGUCUCACCCUGGUACAUCCAUUAGUGGAAUGAUGGGUCCCGAGAUAGUAUUUUCUGGAAGGCACAAUGGCAUCUGCAUAUACUUUGCUCGGAUUAUAGGAAAUAUUUGGGAUGGCAGUAUAGUUGUGGAGAGAGUUUUCAAAAGUGGCAAUCGAGAAGUUGUUGCAGUAGAAAGCAGUGUUCCAUCCCAUGUGCUGGAAUGUGUACUACAAGAACUAAAAGGUUUACAAGAAUUUCUGGAUAGAAAUUCACAGUUUGCUACAGUAGGAGCCCUUGGAAACCCAAGCACACCAGCCAAUCUGCAACAGAGGCUCCUGGGUUUCAUGCGGCCUGAUGGUGGAAGUUCUCAGCAAGUCCAGCAAGAGCUCCAGAGGAAAUAUCAUGCUGAGGCACAGCUAACUGAGAAGACCUCGCUUCAAGGCAUCCAGCAGCUUGUUCGCAAAACCUGUCAGGCAUUGGCUUUAUGGAAGUUGCUGUGUGAGCACCAAUUCAGUGUUGUUGUAGGGGAGCUUCAGAAGGAACUUCAAGAACACCUGAAGAUUACUGCUUUCAAAGACUUGGUAAUUAGAGACAGAGAGUUGACUGGAGCACUCAUUGCUUCUCUCAUAAACUGUUAUAUCAGAGAUAAUGCUGCUGUGGAUGGCAUCAUUGCCCAUUUGCAAGAUAUCUGUCCUCUUCUUUAUAGCACUGAUGAUGCUGUGUGUUCCAAGGCAAAUGAACUGCUUCAGCGGUCUCGACAGGCUCAGAGCAAACUGGAAAAAGAAAAGAUGCUAAGAGAGUCACUGAAAGAGUACCAGAAGAUCAGCAAUCAAGUAGAUCUUGCUAAUGUUUGUGCGCAAUAUAGGCAAGUGCGUUUCUAUGAGGGAGUAGUAGAACUCUCUCUUACAGCUGCUGAGAAGAAAGAUCCCCAAGGUCUUGGCCUUCAUUUCUAUAAAAACGGAGAACCAGAAGAGGAUAUUGUUGGACUCCAAGCUUUUCAAGAGAGGUUGAACAGCUACAAGUGUAUCACUGACACCCUUCAAGAAUUAGUGAAUCAAAGUAAAGCUGCUCCUCAGUCUCCCAGUGUACCCAAAAAGCCAGGUCCUCCAGUGCUGUCAUCUGACCCCAACAUGCUAAGCAAUGAAGAAGCAGGGCAUCAUUUUGAACAAAUGCUAAAGCUGGCUCAGCGUUCAACAGAUGAACUCUUCAGUAUUGCACUUUACAACUGGUUGAUACAAGUUGACUUGGCAGACAAACUGUUACAGGUUACCGCCCCCUUUUUGGAACCCUACCUUGUGCGGAUGACCAAGAUUGACCAAAACAAAGUCCGUUAUAUGGAUUUACUGUGGAGAUACUUUGAAAAGAACAGAAAUUUUAGUAAUGCAGCCAGAGUCUUGGCUAAGUUGGCUGACCUGCAUAGCACAGAAAUUUCUCUUCAGCAGCGUCUUGAAUACAUUGCACGUGCCAUUUUGAGUGCUAAAAGUUCCACUGCCAUAUCCUCUAUAGCUGCAGAUGGUGAAUUCCUACAUGAACUAGAAGAGAAAAUGGAAGUUGCGAGGAUCCAGCUUCAAAUACAAGAAACAUUACAACGGCACUAUUCCCAUCAUUCUUCAGUGCAAGAUGCAAUCUCCCAGCUUGAUGCUGAGCUGAUGGAUAUAACCAAGCUGUAUGGAGAAUUUGCUGACCCUUUUAAACUCUCGGAGUGCAAGCUUGCAAUUAUACACUGUGCAGGUCAUUCUGAUCCUAUCUUGGUGCAAACUCUCUGGCAAGAAAUCAUUGAGAAAGAGUUGAGCGAUAGUGUGUCUCUGAGCCCCGCGGACAGAAUGCAAGCACUUAGUCUGAAGAUGGUAUUGCUGGGAAAGAUAUAUGCUGGCACACCUCGUUACUUUCCUUUAGAUUUUUUAGUGCAGUUUCUAGAGCAACAGGUCUGCACUUUGAACUGGGAUGUAGGUUUUGUAACAUAUACCAUGCAAGAAAUUGGAGUGCCAUUGCCCAGGCUGCUUGAAGUAUAUGACCAGUUGUUUAAAGCACGGGACCCAUAUUGGAAUAGAAUGAAAAAGCCUUUACACCUUUUAGAGUGUAUUCAUGUGUUAUUAUCAGGAUAUGUACAUGAUCCAAGCAGAGUACUUCUGAGGUAAGAAAGGCGACGAUUCACAAAUGUUUGCUUGGAUGCUGUUAGUUGCUACCUGGUUGAACUUCAGUCUAUGAGCCCGACGCUAAUGGUGCAGACUACAGUUGGGAAUUUUAAAUCACUACAGGCUAAAUUAGAACGGCUUCACUGA